Cavenderia fasciculata is the source of this 2427-nucleotide messenger RNA. RefSeq lists its product as uncharacterized. NCBI's taxonomy places the organism in Eukaryota, Evosea, Eumycetozoa, Acytosteliales, Cavenderiaceae. The record is from RefSeq and is a predicted model, not a curated record. The transcript is spliced from 2 exons. Bases 1 to 2427 code for a protein of 808 amino acids.
AUGUUCGAUAAACUGUAUGAAAAAGGUAAAGAACUUGUAUCACCAAACAAAAGAAACAAGGGAGCAGCAGAGAAAGAACAGGAGCUUCAGAGAGAUCGACAUCGCAAAUUGCAAGAGGAAGCCGACAAAGAGUUCUACAAAACCCAUCAAAGAGAAGGAGAUCAAGUUCAUCAUGGCAAUCCUCAUACCGAUGUAAAUUUGUUAAUGAUGACCUCAUUUCAAGUUACCAAUCCUCCUCCACAAGUCUACCCACUUAAUAAUAAUCGUAAUCUUCUUUUAGAUAAUAAUAAUAAUAUUAUUCAUAUUAAUAAUAAUAAUAAUAAUGGUCAAUUUAAUAAUCCAAAUUAUGUCAAUAACCAAUUUAAACAAAAUAAUGGCGUGUAUUCCAACAAUAUGAAUAUUCAAAGUCAACAGAAUCAACAUUUACCACCUGCCACUUUUAUGACUGAAGUACAACAAUGUCAGGGUUGUAUUAAACACCAAAAUAAUCUUCAACAUUUUGCACAGAGCAUGAACAAUGAAAUCAUCCAUAAGGACAACACUAUCUAUAGUCUCACCAAAGAUAACAUCCAAAUGUCCAACACUAUCGAUAAUCUCACCAAAAACAACCUCCAAAUGUCCAACACUAUCGAUAGUCUCACCAAAGACAAAGAGUUUCAACUCAGACAAGCAAACGACAAGUACAAUAAUCUUUCAAAGGUAAAGAAUGAUGAAAUCAGGGAAUGGAGUGGUAUGAAUCAAAAAAGUUUGGAUCAAAUCUCUACAAGGGACACAGAAAUCAAAAAGAUGAAUGCCACUAUGGAAAAAUACAAGACAUCUAUUCGUGAAUGGACACAACUAACCGAACAACUCAAAAAUGCCAAUAUCCAACUCAAACAAACCAACACUGUACAAAUCAACAGGAUCGACGAUCUCAACCGUCAAAUUGCAGAACUUCGUGAAUCACUAAACUCUUACAAGAAUCUAUCUGAUCAAUACUUUGAAACCAUCGAAGAAAAGUCUAGAGCCAUCAAUGACUUGCAAUCGAAUAUUCAGUCUAGUCGUGCCAAUGCCAAUGAACAAAUGGCCACUGAAUUCCGUCAAAACAAUAGUCAAGCUUCCAUAUUGUCAACCAAGCGACCAAUGUUGGACAAGUUUGCAGAAAACUAUCUAAUUUUCAUCGAUCAAACCAUUGCACCCUUUAUGAAUGUCAUUCCAAUGACAAUCGAUGAUAGAACCGUUGCCUUUAUAGUCCAACAAAUCUUCCAAGGUUGUUAUGAAAUUUGUAAACAAACCAUUCUAGGUCCACUCUCUACUCUUACUCUAAGCAUGACACCCCAAGGAAAACAAAAUAUGGAAAACACCUAUUUUGAAAAUAUUGGUUCAAUGGAUUUAAAAUCAAUCAUCCCCUUUCAACAAGUUUAUCAAGAAUUUAGUAAUCUACAUCAAUUAAUAUCAUCGGAUGAUAUUAAUUCACUUGUAGAUGGGUGUUGUAAAUUAUCAUGGAGAAUUAUAUUGACUCAACCAUCUGUAGAGUUUAUCUAUAAUCUCAACCCUUGUGAAUCAUUCAACAAGGAUUGUCAUUCUACUUUUCCAAGUCCAGAUCCUUUGGAGAAAGGAUAUCUAGAUAUAUGUGUUAUUCCUAAAAUGGUUACUGUCAAGGAUAAGAUUCAAGUAACAAAAGCUUUGGUUUUCUUGGGUGAGAGUAUCGAAGAAGUAUCUUUUAAUCAAAAAAUCAGUCCUUCAAAUUUAAUUGAUUUGGUAAAUGUACAUUGUCCAAAGAAUAAUAAUAAUAAUAAUAAUAAUAAUAAUAAUAAUAACAACAAUAUAAAUAUAGAUAAUAAUAAUAAUAAUAAUAAUAAUAAUAAUAAUAAUAAUAAUAAUAAUAAUAUUCAACCUAAAAUUGAUGAAUCAAAAAAUGGAUCAAUGAAAAAAAAAAGUUCAUCAUCUAUCCCCGAACAAGAACCAACAACAACAACAACAUCUAAAACCAAUGGUGAUUUCUGUGAUAAUAAUAAUAGUAAUCAUUUUGGAUUCGACACCAAGAAGGAUUCAACAAUGGCUACACCUAGCUCUAAACAUUCCACCAAUGAAAAUUGGUCAACAUUUGAUAAACCAGCAGAAGUUGAAGAUGGAAUGGAUAUCGAUGAUGAGAAGAAGGAGUCUGAUGUUUGUCAUGGCCAUGACCCUCGUCACGAGGAAAAGAACAUCCCACAUGACAAUUAUACUGUUGGAGAUGAAGAUCACACCACCACCACCACCACCACCACCAAACCAACGAUGAAUGAUGGUUUUUCUUGCAAAGUUUUAAACUCAACCACUGUUACCACCUCUAACCCUAAACCAACUAAAACAAAGGUCCCUGCAUCCAAGAAACCUGCAGCAAAAAAACCAUCUGGUUCCAACGCCCGUCUCAAUUCAGAGGAUCGUUACAGUGUUGAUGAAUAA